Coturnix japonica (Japanese quail) is the source of this 4090-nucleotide messenger RNA. It is a transcript of the gene F2RL2, whose product is annotated as coagulation factor II thrombin receptor like 2. Lineage: Eukaryota; Metazoa; Chordata; Aves; Galliformes; Phasianidae. Gene Ontology annotation, molecular function: thrombin-activated receptor activity. The record is from RefSeq and is a predicted model, not a curated record. Gene Ontology annotation, biological process: blood coagulation; positive regulation of Rho protein signal transduction; phospholipase C-activating G protein-coupled receptor signaling pathway. Gene Ontology annotation, cellular component: plasma membrane.
CUGUAGUAGACAAAGAACAAACUAGCUCCUUGCCAUAAAUCUCAUGCCUACAGGAUGCUUCUGGAGGACAGAUCAAUUGUGCCUUAGUGCCUUACAGAGGGAAGAAAAUCCCCCCCGCCUCUGAGAUGAACUAGAACUGCGCUGCCUUUUUUUUUUUUUUUUUUUUUUUUGGUAUCUGGAUUUAGAAAACUACAAUGAAGAUUCUGGUUUUCACUGGACUGCUCUCUCUAACAUCAACUCUUACAACAGAGUCUUCGCUGAAUGAUUCUGCAAUUAAAACUGUGUCUCUUAUCAAGACUUUCCGUGGAAUUUCACAAAGAGACUAUGAUUACAUCCCACCUCAUGUUAUAGAAGGGGAGACAAAGACAAUCCAUACCAAGGAAAACAAAAGCUCUGUGAAGAAGUACAAUGACUCCACUUUAACAGAAGUGAACAACACCACGUUGGAAUACCUGACUAGUUCUCUGAGCACCAAGCUAAUACCCACUGUCUACCUCAGCGCUGUUUUACUGGGUGUACCAUCUAACGCUAUCAUCUUGUGGAUGCUGCUCUUCAGGAUCCGGUCUGUGUGCACUGCCAUACUCUACACAAACUUGGCUGUUUCGGAUCUGCUCUUCUGCAUCAUGCUGCCAUUCAAAAUAGCAUACCAUAUCAACAAGAACAACUGGAUUUUCGGAGAAAUUAUGUGUCGAACUACAACAGUGGUAUUUUAUGGCAACAUGUACUGCUCCAUUCUGCUGCUCACAUGCAUCAGUGUCAGUCGCUACGUGGCCAUCGUUCACCCUUUCACCUACAAGAGCCUGCCAAAACGCACCUAUGCCAUUGCUGUCUGUGCCACUGUGUGGACCAUCGUCUUUUUAUACAUGCUCCCACUCUGCAUAAUGCAGCAAAGCUAUUAUGUGAAGCAACUGGGCAUUUACACCUGCCAUGAUGUGCAUAGCACCUGUGAAAGCAUAUCUUCUUUCCAGUUCUACUACUAUGUUUCUUUAGCUAUCUUUGGAUUCUUAAUGCCUCUUGCAAUCAUCAUUUUCUGCUAUGUUUCAAUUAUACGAACACUCAAGACUCACGAGUGGUUCUGGUAUGUGAAAGUCAGUCUUUUGAUCCUUACCAUCUUUGCUAUUUGCUUUGUACCAAGCAAUAUUAUUCUUAUUAUUCAUCAUAUCAACUAUUACUACUACAACACAGAUAAUUUGUAUUCUUUUUAUCUAAUAGCUUUAUGCCUUAGCAGCUUAAACAGCUGUCUUGAUCCUUUCCUUUAUUUUCUAAUGUCAAAAAUACGAAGUCAAUCCAAUAUAUAUCUAACAAUGGUUAAAAUAUCCAGAGAAACAUGAACUUUAUUCUAUAUUUAUAUUAUCGGAAUUAUGACUUUAUGUAGUACUAACCCAGGUAGCAAUAAACCCCAAAUUUGAUAAUUAAAUCUAAAAAAAUUCUAAGGUUGUUAAAUCAUGAUCUCAGUGAAAUUUACUUCUCCCAAACACCACACAUGAAGCAUCCUCAAAUAUACUUCUCCAGCUUGAUAAUUUUGUUGUGUGUGGCAUGAUGUCUGGUGAAUCUACUGAGAUUCAGGGAAGCAGCUGAGAACUUCCUUCUGAGAAGAUCAAAUUCAUGGCCACAGAGAAAACACUAUAAUAUUAGUCACCACAGAUUCUGAAUAAGAGAGGAAUCCAUAACUGAACAGCACUUUUAAAGCCCAUUCCUAACUUGGAACACUUUAUAUGUUCUUUGUGCCCACAAUCACUGCAGGAUUAAUGUGAAUAUGAGGUUUUGAUACAGUGGGAAUGGGAAUGAGCAAAAGCACUAGGUGUUCAUGGGCUACAGAGCAAUGGAGAAACAUUAUGGCACACAGCCAAGAGCAAAUUCUGCUCUGGAUAUUAGAAAUAAAGAGUUGCAGUCCCAUUAGGUUGGAAGUACAUCUACAUCUGCAGCCUUAAAAGCAGAACUUGACAUGCUUCCAAGGAAGCAUCUCCUUUGAGGCUGCUUAACCAGCUUUACUCUGGAGACUUGUUCUUCCACUGUGUCAGCACCUGCACUCCUACAACCCACAAGGACUGCUGGAAGCUAAGCCUUAUCACUGUGAAUCCAGACAUGCUUUCUUCUUGCUUGGUAAGCAAAACAGGAAAGCUAUUUUGUAGCAUCCUCUAUAUUUCCACAUCCUCACAGGAAAUAAUUAGUGUUACAAGAACUGAAGCAAGAUGUGAUUAAUUGUCCAUGUUAGGAAAGUAAAUGGUUAUCUUCACAUUUAUAUUAGCUCAAGACCUACAGAUGCAGAGUAUAAGAUCUUACAAAUAAGCUCAGUGAUUAAUGGACAUUUGUAACUAACUGUGUGAAACAAAUACAAAGCACUUGAUAAUAGUAUUAUGAGAAACUUAAAAAUAAAGUCACUUGCAUUGGAAAAUGGGAAGUGCCUCCAAGUAAUCUGCAGUCUGGUGAGGCUCUACCUGUUCAAUUUCUUCUGACUCCUAAUUUAUUUUAAAUUGUGUCAUUCCCUCAACAUGCACAAGAACACCAUUUAACUAUAGCUUUUAAAUAAUCCAGAUGUUAACCACUUAUUGCAAACAACAAAAAUCCAGCUUAAUUGUAAAGCCCGUGUGUCUACCACACAACGCAGGAAGCACAUCAAAGUAUGGCACAGUUGUUCAACAUUUCAGGCACCCAGAACACUUCCUAAACACAGGGUUUCUUUUCAAUGAGACUUGAACACACUUGAUUUGAAAUGGCUAUGAGAACUGUUAGAAGCAAUCGUACAAAGUUAUAGGAAUAAAUGAAUUCCAUGUUUGUAUUUUCUGAUGAUGAUCAAGAAGGUAUCAUCUAACUGCUAUAGGAACUAGAUUCUGCACAGAUGAGGCCACUUCAGCCAGGGGUACGUGACAAACGCAUGGUCAGAACAGGCCAGCAGUUUCGAUCCAUCUGUUUUCCAGACACUGGAAUACAGGAAGUUCACAGUCAACUCUAUCUGACUAUUAUAAAUCAAGUACUCCCUUAUGCCACGGCUCACUCUUAAAACAUGUUAAACACAGUUAAAGACCAAUCUGCAUUAUAAACAGGGAUAAAAAAAGUAAAGGGCUGAUAAAGACUGGAGUUUAUUGCACAGCCUUUGCAAUUCUGUUUUGAUUAUUUUUGAAGUUCAGUCUAAAUCGUAUCUUAAGGAAAGUGAUAUCCAUAUUCCUAUUCAGAAGUUAGAGAAAUAACUUCAAUUAAUGUGUCUGAAUAUUUAUUUUAGGAACAUACACAGUACAGAGCCUUACUCUCUCCCUAAACAGAGUUGUUUGGUUUAUUUAAAAUAAAUUGCUGCAUAUAAAAACUGAUGUUUUAAGUAUUUGUCAAAGGACUAUAAAGAAAACAACCAGCACACAUCAAGGGAGGAGAGUUUUCAGCAUCAGAUGAUCAGUGAAACCUGACGUUAUAAGAGAACCCAAGCAAGACUGCAACACCCAGUUCAAGAGCUCUGCCAGUGGAUGACAGAAACACAAAUUUUCAUAGCAGGUACUGCAGGUAAGGUGGCAAAAUAGCUGGGAGGUGUUUCUACAAGCCAUUGUGCAUGGAUUUUUUCCAGCUGAUGUUAGGAAUGUAUUACGUGAAUUUUAGGCAUCUUCUUGAAACACCGGGAAUAUUUUAUGGGCUGGACUAUGAGCUUUAGCUAAUGAUCCCUUCAGUCAAAUCCUGCAAAUUGUUAGGCUGAUCUGUGUUUAUACUUCCCUAAGCUGUGAUGACAACCAGGGCACUGCUUUUGAGGAAGUGGAUACCAGCAUCCUGCUGAGAUCGGCUGAAGCUGAAGGCAUGUACAAGAUGGCAGGCAUGUCGUUGCACAACAAGGGCAGAAGAGAAACACCACUACUACAGACUGUCAGAUUUCAGCAACUGAGGUUCCUCAGCAAAACAGCUCCCAGAGAACAUAUUCUCCUCAGCAUGACUGAGUACUUUUCAAGCAGAAACCUCAAUUCCCAUCUAUAUUAUAACUACCUGCCUAAUUAUCUCUAGUAACUAGAUCCUUUCACAAAUACAUAACAGUUACAGAAUGAACCUUACUGUUAAUUAAUUGAUAAUUAAUGUCCUGUGACUCUCAGAAUAAACUCUAGAAGAAAAGUGCUCA